This is a messenger RNA of Linum trigynum, 5146 nucleotides long. The record is from the annotation of a GenBank genome assembly. Lineage: Eukaryota; Viridiplantae; Streptophyta; Magnoliopsida; Malpighiales; Linaceae.
CAGUCCAAAAAUCUGUUAAUUUGGUCCAAUCAUCCAUCUCGUCUGCAUCCAUGUCAUAAAAAAUAUUAAUAAAAAACUAACAAAAUAAAAAAUAAUUAAAACCCCUUAACCCAAUCCAAUCCAUUUUUACCUCUCCCCUCCCUCUCCGCCACCAUCUACAAAGUUUGACUUCCCCAAAUUUCUUAUUCAAGAACCCUACAAAUUCCAAUCUAUACAAACCUAAGGUUGACAAUCGGUUAGCCGGUAACCGAACCGGCAAUCGACGAUUAUCGGUUAACCCGAUAACCGAUAGUGUUGGUUGUCGAACAGAGAUGGGGGACUUUCAGUAUACCGGCUCCAGACGGAUAUUCAGUUAAACCGAUACCAUCAGGGAAAGGCAAUACGUCGCGUUUCACCCCCAAGUCUCCCCCAACACUAAUUGCUUCGCCUCUCCCUCUCGCGUCUCGUCCAUUCGUCUAGUCGCCUACAAAAUUGAAAACCCAGAAGAGAGAUGACGACGACCGACUCCGACUCGUCUUGUCCCUUCCCUCAUCGAUGCUGACUCGGCGUCCAUCGCUCGCCUCCCAUCUCCCCCCGCGAAUCUCUGGCUCUCCUCCUCCGCUUCUCCGACUCGACUCCGCCUCCCUUGUUUGUCACUGUGUGACUGCGACGCCUUCUCACCUUCCUCCUUCCCUCCGCGAUGCCGCUGUCGUGGUCCGUGGAGCUCCAGCAGUUUCGUAAAGCUCCAUAGGUAAGGAAUGGAUGAUUCAUGAUUCCCUUCCCCUGGUCGACUGGUCCUCUACUCCUCCAAUGCCUGACUCUGUGCUUCCUUUGUUGUCUUGUUCAUGAGUGCAGAGGUAGAGUAGCAGUUGAGAGCUUGAGCUCAAGCAGCAACAAUAGCCAAAGGCCAAACUCCAAUUCUCCACAGCAGGCAGCUGAGGCCGAAGCAGCCAAAGGCCAGCAGCAGCAAUAGCAAGCUGCCAAAGCAGGCUGAUUAAAAAAAAAUAAAAAAUGUAUGUAUAUGAGAAGGAGGAGUGUUUACGUGUUUACGUGUAGUAUGUGGUGACAGUGGUGUGUGUAUGAGAUUCAAACUUUCAAUUGAUGAGAAAUUUAUAAUGACAUUAUGUGUGUAUGAGUUUCAAUUGAUGAGAAAUUGAUAGUGGGUUGAUUGAAUUGAGGUUGAUUGAAUGGUUUAGUAUUGAUUGAAGUGUUGUUUAGGAAAUUUAUGUGUCCAUUUUGUUGUACUUUUGUAGGACGAAACCUUUUGGCAGUCGUGGAGGAGGUAAUAAGAAAGUUGGUUCUCUACCUCCUCGAAGCUCUUCAAAAAAGGCAAGGCUUCAACUAGUACACUUUCCACUAUGACAAAUCCACCUCCUCCAUAUGCAGCAAAUCCAUCUCUUGAGGAAUCCACCUUCACUUGCAGCAAAUCCACACCCUUCUUGGUGUUGCUGGUGAGGUACCUAGUGUGCAAAAGAAAAUUGACUAGGGGAAGGGGAGGAAGAAGAAAUCUAAGUGGUGGAUCCCUUACACUCGUGAGAUAGUGGAUGACUAUCCAUACGACAAAUGCAAACGGUGUGGGACGCGGAUCAAAGCUCAUUCAAGCUUCAAUGAGACUACUGGUUUGAAAAACCAUCACCCGAUGUGCGAGAGGAGAACGAGGAAAGCUAGUGUCAGUCGGUAUUUAACUAUCAACCUAGAAGUGAGGUUGGUGAGGUAGGUUCUCUUACUCCGUGUAAGUUUGAUCAGAACAAAGGUAGACAUGCAUUAGCUAUCAUGAUAAUAUUGGAUGAGCUUCCGUUUAGAUUUGUUGAGCGGGAAGGGUUUAGGAGAUUUAUGGCCACAACUUAGACUUUGUUUGUGAUACCUAGAAAGAAAACAAUAAAAUCUGAUUGUUAUGUCCUUUUUCUUGAGAAGAAAGAGAUGUUGAUUGAGUUUUUUACUCAAAGUGCAAGGGAAGGAUUUCUAUCACUACAGAUACAUGGACUAGUGAUAACAAUCAGAAUUAUAUGUGCGUGACUGCACAUUUUAUUGGACAUGGUUGGAAGUUGCAGAAGAGGAUUAUUUGCUUUAUUCCCAUUACUAGUCACACAGGAAAGGAAAUUGCUGAUACUUUGGCAGCAUGUCUACAAGAAUGGAAAGUGAAGAAUCUGUUUUGCAUGACAAUGGAUAAUGCCACUUCCAAUGAUAUUCUUGUUGAGUGCAUGAGAACAAAACUGAAAGAGUGGGGAUCGGAUUUGCUAGAUGGGAAGUAUCUGCAAUAUAGAUGUGAGGCACAUAUAAUCUAUCUGGUUGUUUCUGAUGGGUUGAAGGAGGUUGGAGUUGCUGUGGAGAGGGUAAGGGAUUGUGUGAAAUGGGUGAAGUCGUCAGCUCGGAGUGCAAAGUUCAAGUCCAGCAUCAACUAUCUAGAGAUGGAUGGGAGAAGACUUGUGUCUUUGGAUUUUCCCACUAGGUGGAAUUUCACCUAUUUGAUGUUGGAUUCUACAGAGAGGUUCAAGCCGGUGUUUAAGUUCAUGCAUGCUAGUCCUACUGAUGCUUCCUUUUGAGGCUAUGUGGAAUCCAAGAAGGUUCUUCCAACUAAAGAAGAUUGGAACAGCAUUAGGCGACUCAUGAAGUACCUGAAGUUCUUUUAUGAGCUUACCCUUCGUGUAUCAGGUAUGUAUAUGAAUUAUCAAAUUUAAAAAUUUAUAUCUUCAAGUUAAAGUGAAUGAUUAUGACUUAUAUUAUGAAUAUUAAUGAUUUGUAAUUUUUACUUAGUAUCAAGAACAUCAUAUGUCACUACACAUACUUUUUGCAAAGCCAUUGUUGAUAUUCAUGAAGUGAUAGCAACGUUAAAGAAUGAUGUAGAUGGACAGAUACAAAGAAUGACAGAAAGAAUAGAGGCAUAGGUGAGAAAGUAUUGGUUUGAGAAUGAUGCUGAUGACGAGGAGGACAACCUUAGGAUAAAUAGGCUAGUUUACAUGACUUGUGUGCUAGAUCCCAGGCGUAAACUGAACUAUUUAACUAUGAUGUUGGAAGAGAUGUAUGAGAGGUCAAAAGGGGAAGCUUUGGCAGAUAAAGUAAAGAAAGAGAUGACUGUAAUGUUUGAGGUCUAGAAGGUGAGGUAUGCACCUCCACCCUCUGAUUAUGAGCCUACUACACAGACUCCUCCUCCUAUUGUGACUAGUGUCGGAUCUUCUGUUAUGGGAAAAGCACUGAAGCUCGGUUAUGGCAGAAGAGAAAGGAGCAACUUGAGGAGGGGGGGGGGGUCGAGGUUCUGGUGAGUUGGAGCAGUAUUUGAGAGAUGUUGGUGAUGCUGUUAAUGAGGAGCUUGAUAAUCAGAAGUUUGACAUUCUGAAGUGGUGGGCUCAGAACAGUGUUAGAUAUCCCAUUCGUUUAGAGAUGAUUAGGGAUAGAUUAACAAUUCCAGUCUUCUAUGCUGCCUCAGAGUCCGCUUUCAGUUGUGGAGGUCGAGUUCUUAGUCCUUUCAGAUCUUCUUUGAUACCAAACAUUGUAGACGCAUUGAUUUGUGCUGAAGAUCGGAUAAGGUACGAAAGUAGAAAGACUGCAGAUGAACUAGAUGAUAAGGAAGAAGAUCAAGCGAUAAGAAUUCAAUUCAUUAUUCUAAUUCGUCUAUACUCUUUACUAUUAAACCAUUCCCAUAGCAACAUUUGUGUUUUUUCUUUGCACAGUCACUAAUACUUUCCAAACUUGAGAGGAAACUGCAAGCGACAUGGCAAGUGGAGCACAUAGCUUACAUGUUUGGGUUGAUGAGGAGGAGAAGGAGGAUGAUGAUGGUGAUGGUGUUGAAGAUGAAGAUUUCGAUGACGAAGACAUUAACCUAGAUGGCGAUGAUAUUCCCAUAUGAUACUCUUCUCAGGACUUUGUAGCAGUAAGGCUGCGUUAAUGUGGUGGUAUAAGUUCUACUGGAGAUGGAGGAGCAUGAGCUAUUGGUUUUCUAUUUUAAUUUUUAAGUUUGAAAUUGUGUUGAAUUUAGACAUUGUCAUGUGCACUUUAGUUAAUUGACGAAUGACGAUUAUGUUGAUUGUUGUCCCUUUGAAUUUGAUGAUGUUUGAUAAAUUUAAAUAUUUGAUGAUGAUUGAUGUUGAUUCAUGAUUGUUGUCCCUUUGAACUUGUGUUAAAUUAAUUAAUAUUUGACAAUUGCCAUUAACAUACAACAUAUUCCAUUAUUCAAAAAUAUUAACAUGCAUGAAUGGAAGUAUAAAAUAUAAAAUAUUGUAAAUAAGAGUUAAGAACUAAAUUGUUAAUUACAAAAUGAAAAAAACUCAAAAAAAUUAAAAUUUGACAAUCUGCCAACUGCCCAGAAUUUCGGAUCGGUUAUUUUUUUGUUAACCGAACCGAAAACAUGCUUUUCCCUCCCCUUUGGGGUAACUCGGUUUAAUUGGUUUUUAACCAUUAACCAACAAUUCGGUUACCGCUUAAUCGGUUACAAACAGGUUUCGGUAUUCGAUUGACUUCUCCUCUUAAAUGGUAUCGGUAACCGACCGAUUACCACCUGUACAAACCAGCAUCCAUUUCAAACAAAGCAUAUAUCAAGAAUGGUCGAGAAGCAUACCUAGAGUGUGGAAGAGGGAAAGAAAGGAAGAGAUAGAGAUGGAGGCCAUUGGAUCACGUGGGAAUCGACGAAGGAAAAAAGUGAGGGCGGCAAAAAGAGAGGGAGACGAACAAGAAGAGAGGACAAGUGGUGGCGGCUAUUAGAACUAGGGAUGUCAAUCCAACCCGUAACCAUGGGUAUCCUACCCGACCGUAACUGGUCAACGAGGGUAAUUACCCGCUUUGACGGGUUAAGGGGCGGGUACGGGUAAUACCCGGUUUCAAAAUAAAGGGUAGGGUACGGGUAUGGUAAUUGAUAAUACCUGCCCUGUUAUACCGCCCCGCUAACCAAAGGGUCAAUUUCCCUAGCCCUAACCCUACCUAGCAGUCGAGUUUCCUUGCCCACACACAAGUGAGGUGCUUGCUCAGGCUCUUCUUGAAACUUUACUUGCUUGGGAUAUUGAUACAAAUGUAUCUACAAUUACCUUGGAUAAUUGUUCUACUAAUGAUUCCUUGAUGGAUGUCAUGAAGCAUAAGUUAAGCAGUGAGCAUUUGAUGUGGUCUGGUUCUAAUAUUGUCUUUGUUGUUUUUCUUUAUGUGUGGAUUGUUGAAGCUAGAACAAAAAUGAUGUAUUGGG